UGGCUAAUCUUGCACCUCCCUCACAGUCUGUUUUUGCAACUCCAUUUGCUCCAUCUGGUCAGUAUCCGACACAUCCCUCACCCACUCCAGCAUCUCAUCCUGUCCAAUUUGCGACCAAGCCAAGGCCUCAAAUUCCUGAAGAUGAGUGUAACUAUUGCCAUCAGAAGGGUCAUUGGAAGCAUUAGUGCCUUAACCAUCCCAACCCAAAGGGAUGAAAUGUUACUCAGUCGACUGGUUCUCACGCCCCACAUCAGUCUCGGCCACCACAACAGUAUUCUCGCCCUCCUGCAGCCUUGGCAACACCGGCCUCCAGUAGUGCACCUCCAGAGUUUGAUUAUGAGCAAUUUCAGCAGUAUCAGGCUUACAUGGCUGCCAUUAGAGGGGGUUCCCCCAAGCUUCUGCCAUGACUACCACUCACUCAGGUUUGUGUGGUUCUCCCACCUCAGGAUCGGGAUUCCAAGAAGCAGAUUGGGGCAGGCCGUAAAGUUGGUGAUCUCUAUCUUUUGGAGCACUUGCAUCUCCCAAUAAAACCAUCUUCCACUGCUGCGUCAUCUUUUUGUUUAGAUCAUAAGUCAUCUCCAUUUUAUCUUUGGCAUUUUAGAUUAGGACAUCUGUCUAGUGAGCGUCUAAAACUUUUAGUUAAGUCAGGUCAUUUGGGUCAUAUUUCAGUCAGUGAUAUUUCAGAAUGCAGUGGUUGUAAGUUUGCAAAAAUGUCAGCUUUACCUUUUAAUAAAAAUACUUCUGUUUUUACUUCGCCUUUUCAGCUUGUUCACACUGAUUUAUGGGGCCCUUCUCCGGUUGUUACAAAAGGUGGUUUUGUCUAUUAUGUCUCUUUUGUGGAUGACUUUAGUCGGUAUACUUGGGUUUACUUAAUGACACACAAAUCUGAGUUCUUUACGAUUUAUAAGAAUUUCCAUGCCAUGGUUCAAAAUUUGUUUUCUACAUCGGUUAAAAUUCUUCGGUCUGACUUGGGUGGGGAAUAUUCACUCUCAGAGUUUUAUAAAUUUCUAGAUU
Molecule: messenger RNA, 1014 nt
Organism: Rhododendron vialii
Lineage: Eukaryota; Viridiplantae; Streptophyta; Magnoliopsida; Ericales; Ericaceae
Exons: 2
Coding region: 142-528 (128 amino acids)
Source: RefSeq, a predicted model, not a curated record